Molecule: messenger RNA, 2553 nt
Organism: Fragaria vesca subsp. vesca
Lineage: Eukaryota; Viridiplantae; Streptophyta; Magnoliopsida; Rosales; Rosaceae
Product: LMBR1 domain-containing protein 2 homolog A-like
Exons: 14
Coding region: 1-2157 (718 amino acids)
Cellular component (GO): membrane
Source: RefSeq, a predicted model, not a curated record
AUGUGGGUUUUCUACCUGAUCUCGCUGCCCCUGACCUUGGGGAUGGUCCUGAUCACGCUCCGCUACUUCGCCGGCCCGGAGGUCCCUCGCUACGUCGCCCUCACCGUCGGAUACACCUGGUUCUGCUCUCUCUCCAUCAUCGUCAUUGUCCCCGCCGACAUCUGGACGACGAUAAAUCAUGUCGAGAGUAGAGGAAUUUCUUUCUUUUGGGGCUGGUCCUAUUGGAGUACAUUUCUACUAACUUGGACUGUGGUGCCCCUUAUUCAGGGCUUUGAAGAUGCUGGAGACUUCACCAUGACUGAGAGAUUGAAGACUAGUGUACAUGUUAACUUAGUCUUUUAUCUGAUUCUCGGAGCUAUUGGCUUCAUUGGACUAAUUGUCCUCAUCAUGAUGCACAAUCAUUGGAGUGGAAGUCUACUAGGUUUUGCCAUGGCUUGCUCCAAUACUUUUGGACUUGUUACUGGGGCAUUUCUUCUUGGGUUUGGUUUGAGUGAAAUUCCAAAGGGACUUUGGAGAAAUGCAGAUUGGACUACGCGUCAAAAAGUACUUUCUCAUAAAAUUGCUAAAAUGGCUGUCAAACUUGAUGACGCUCAUCAAGAACUUUCAAAUGCUAUUGUGGUCGCCCAGGCAACAUCCACACAGAUGUCAAAGCGUGAUCCUUUAAGAUCCUACAUGGAUAUUAUUGACAAUAUGUUAGCUCAGCUGUUUAGAGAAGAUCCAUCCUUUAAACCACAAGGUGGCCGAUUAGGCGAAAAUGAUAUGGACUAUGAUACUGAUGAAAAAUCAAUGGCUACACUUCGGCGUCAUCUCCGGAGAACCAAGGAAGAGUAUUACCGGUACAAAAGUGAGUAUAUGACCUAUGUUACAGAGGCCCUUGAACUUGAAGAUACAGUAAAGAAUUACGAACGCCGCAGUUCUACUGGAUGGAAAUUUAUUUCAAGCUUCAGACCUACACGAUCUGGAAGAUUUGGACCUUCCAUCGAUACAAUAGAAUUCUUGUGGCGCUGUAUAGUUAGAAAACAACUUGAGAAAGUUUUGGCUAUCCUACUCGGUAUCAUUUCAGCCGCAAUUCUUUUAGCUGAAGCAACACUACUUCCUAGAGUUGAUCUAUCUCUUUUCUCUAUUCUCAUCAAUGCUGUUGGAAAGCAAGAGGUUCUUGUGCAGGUAUUUGCUUUUGUUCCUCUGAUGUAUAUGUGCAUCUGCACAUACUAUUCCUUGUUCAAAAUUGGCAUGUUGAUGUUUUACUCAUUAACACCCAGGCAAACAAGCUCGGUUAACUUGCUUAUGAUAUGCUCGAUGGUCGCUCGUUAUGCUCCUCCAGUUUCUUACAACUUUCUCAACCUCAUUCGUCUUGGUGAUCAAAAAACUAUAUUUGAAAAGAAAAUGGGAAACAUUGAUCAAGCUGUCCCAUUCUUUGGGAGUGAGUUUAACAGAAUCUAUCCACUUAUCAUGGUUGUGUACACCCUGCUGGUUGCUAGCAAUUUCUUUGACCGCAUAAUUGAUUUUUUCGGGAGCUGGAAGCGAUUUAAAUUUCAAACCGAAGUUGAUGAUACAGAUGGUUUCGAUCCAUCUGGAUUAAUAAUUUUGCAAAAAGAACGAACUUGGGCGGAACAAGGUUGCAAAGUUGGGGAGCAUGUCAUUCCCUUGGCUAGGAAUUUCAAUGGCGCGGAUGUCGAGUCUGGAAGCAAUAUCAUGGAAAUGAAAACAACAACUAAUUUAAUGACUGAUGCUGGAAGUGGAACUCCCUCAAAGUCAGUGACAGAAGAAUCUCGUAGAUAUAGCUCAAGCAAAGAAGCCAUCUCGAGCAAGUAUGCUGCCAUUAGAGAGCAGAGCAGACAAGGGUCAUUCAAUAAAAAUCCGGAGAAGAAUAUUAUUGCUUCCGCCAAGGUCUCAUUGCUUGAUGCAGCUAACCCUGAUAACACAAUAGAAGGGUCGCCUACUGGCUUGGCCUCAAAGUGGGUAUCCAUGAAAAAUGGUUUUCAAAAUUUCAAAGCCAACAUAGCAGCCAAAAAAUUUAUUCCCCUGCGCCAAGUUCAAGAAACUGUAGAUAUGUCACGUGGUUCUUCUUCCGAGUCUCUUGAUGAUAUAUUUCAGAAACUGAAACGGCCCCCUUCAGACCAUGUGGGCUAUGAUGAUGAGGAUGGAGAUGGCAUGUAAGUGCAUCGACCUACUAGAUGAUACUUGCAAUCUAUUGUGGGCGAUGAGCUUGUCGCUGUUGAACUGGAAAUAUGAGCCCAUAAAAUGUAUAGGUCCUACGGUGAGGGCUGAUAACAUUUGCCGGCAGCAAAAAUUUGGAUCCGCCAAGAGCAGUUUUGAGCCUGGUAAGAUAUGUUGUGAUACUGAUACCACAUACGUUUAGCAGCAGCUAGUUGAAGGACUCGGAACAUGUUGACAGGGAAAUUAGAACAUUUCAUUGAUAUGUAAAGGAAAAGAUGACAGCUGGGGAAUGUUGUAUGUGAAUUAUACAUGUAAUAUCAUUUGUUGCCAUUUGUUCCUCCAAUUUGGCAACCCAUUGGAAUUAAUUGAACAUUCGAGCAGAAUGCUCUUAAAGUU